This is a messenger RNA of Ostrinia nubilalis (European corn borer), 1334 nucleotides long. It is a transcript of the gene Tgt, whose product is annotated as queuine tRNA-ribosyltransferase catalytic subunit. Gene Ontology annotation, molecular function: tRNA-guanosine(34) queuine transglycosylase activity. Gene Ontology annotation, cellular component: cytosol. The record is from RefSeq and is a predicted model, not a curated record. NCBI's taxonomy places the organism in Eukaryota, Metazoa, Arthropoda, Insecta, Lepidoptera, Crambidae. The coding region runs from base 123 to 1316 and encodes 397 amino acids. The transcript is spliced from 7 exons.
GUUUUUGUUUCCUUGUUGUCGUCUGUUGGUUAAUCCAAAUAAACUCAAAAUAUUUUGAUUUCGUCGAUUUUAAUCAAGUAUAUAAAUAGAUUGCACGAAGCGCGAUUAUUCGUGGUUUUAAAAUGGGAUCCAAAUCAAAAGCUCUUACAUUUCAUGUCCAAGCAGAGUGCAAAACAUCGCGUGCACGGGCUGGACUUAUGCAAUUACCACACUAUAAUGUUAAGACUCCAGUAUUUAUGCCAGUUGGAACUCAGGGUACUAUGAAAGGGCUUUUACCUGAACAACUUGAAAAUUUAGAUUGUGAAAUAAUAUUAGGUAACACUUACCACUUGGGAAAUCGUCCUGGAACUGAAAUAUUGGAAAAAGCUGGUGGCCUUCAUAAAUUCAUGUCGUGGAAUAGAGCUCUGUUGACUGAUUCAGGAGGAUUUCAAAUGGUGUCACUACUAAAGUUAGCAGAGAUAACCGAAGAAGGAGUUAAGUUCAGAUCACCCUAUGACAAUUCUGAAAUAAUGUUGACUCCUGAAAAAUCCAUUGAAAUCCAAAAUUGUAUAGGUGCAGACAUCAUUAUGCAACUGGAUGAUGUGGUAAGAACUACAUUCCAAGACUAUGAUCGCAUUAAAGAGGCCACUGAAAGAACAAGCCGGUGGUUGGAUCGUUGUUUAAAAGCUCAUAAGAGACCAUCUGAGCAAAGUAUUUUCCCAAUUGUACAAGGUUUACUAAAUAGUGAACUGAGAGAGAAAAGUGCUAGAGACCACAUGUCCAAGGAUGUGAAUGGAUUUGCUAUUGGAGGAUUAAGUGGUGGUGAAGCAAAAUAUCAAUUUUGGCCUAUGGUUAGCCUAAGUACAGGCAUUUUAGACUCCAAAAGACCACGUUAUUUAAUGGGUGUGGGGUUGGCCAUUGACCUUGUAAUUUGUGUUGCACUUGGAGUGGAUAUGUUUGACUGUGUAUACCCUACUCGUACUGCUAGAUUUGGGUGUGCUCUUAUAAGCACAGGACAGCUGAACUUAAGGCAAAAACAGUAUGAAACUGACUUGAAUCCAAUUGACAAGGACUGUUCAUGCUCCACUUGUAAGACUUACACAAGAGCAUACCUACACUCAAUUGUUACAGUGGAAACUGUAGCCUGUCAUCUCAUUUCUGUCCAUAAUCUAGCAUUUCAGAUGCGACUUAUGCAAACUAUGAGGCAAAACAUUGAAAAGGGAACAUUUCCUCAAUUUGUAAAUAACUUUGUGAAUGAAAUGUACAGUGAUACUGAAAUUCCCCCUUGGAUAAUAGAUUCAUUAAGUUCUGUUGGAAUACAAAUUAAUAAGGAAUAAAUGAAAUUGCAAGUUAAA